Molecule: messenger RNA, 3034 nt
Organism: Sarcophilus harrisii (Tasmanian devil)
Lineage: Eukaryota; Metazoa; Chordata; Mammalia; Dasyuromorphia; Dasyuridae
Gene: CHMP7
Product: charged multivesicular body protein 7
Exons: 10
Coding region: 663-1685 (340 amino acids)
Biological process (GO): late endosome to vacuole transport via multivesicular body sorting pathway; vesicle budding from membrane
Cellular component (GO): cytoplasmic side of plasma membrane; multivesicular body; ESCRT III complex
Source: RefSeq, a predicted model, not a curated record
AUGAGGAUCAUCAAGGAUUGUUGGGAUAUCUUGUGAUCUGGAAAGACAGAUUUAGGGCAUGCGUGUGGAGGUGGAUGUCCCAAGCCAAGGAUGCUAUGCAGGGCGCACUCUCUGAGGAAAAACUGACGGCUGAGCGCGCCUGUUCUUUGUCAGGUGGAAGCCUUCCCUUUUUAUGUUGAUUCCACAUUGCCGGGUGGUCUGGGACUGAUGGGACGGGCUAAGCUAAGUCUUUCUGCACACACUCCCUCUGUCGCUGUGGAGCAUGCUUUGGAUUGUGGCUAUAAUGGAGAGCUGUUGAGGCGGUGGCGGGAAAGCCGCUGUUUGCCCAUUCCCUGACUCCACUCGGCCAGAUCCGGCAAUGAAGUGCUGGUCUUUGCUUCAGGCCUCCUCGCCUGCGAACGCACCUCUGUCGGCGGGCGCGCGCGCGCUUAUUAUGAGCUGUCAGUGGCGGCCCACUUCAGAGUAAGUCCCGUGGAAAGUCCCGUGGCCAGGAAAUGGGCAACAAGAUGAACGGAAAUAGGCCGUUUUUCUAUUUGAAUUUUAUUUGCGCUUGAUCCUGCGGCCCUUGACAACAUGAACUCCGGGACUGCGUCUGAUUUAUCGUUUUAUCCCCCACGGCAUUUGUCACUUGCCGAGGGGAGCUACAACGGGAGUCAGAUUUCAUGGCCAGUGUGGACAGCAGCUGGAUUUCAUGGGGAGUAGGUGUCUUCCUCUUGAAGCCUCUCAAAUGGACUCUUUCUAAUGUUCUGGGGGACAACAAGGUUCCUGCUGAAGAGGUGCUGGUGGCUGUGGAGCUGCUUAAGGAAAAAGCAGAGGAUGUCUAUCGUCUGUAUCAGAACUCUCCAAUCUCCUCUCAUCCUGUGGUAGCCCUGUCAGAGCUGAGCACCCUCUGUGCUAGUUCCUGCCUGGAUGAGCGAACCUUCUAUUUGGUGUUGCUACAGCUGCAGAAAGAGAAGAGAGUCACUGUUUUAGAGCAGAAUGGUGAGAAGAUUGUGAAAUUUGCCCGAGGGCUACAUGCCAAGGUCUCCCCAGUAAAUGAUGUGGAUGUGGGGGUGUACCAGUUGAUGCAGAGUGAACGGCUGCUUUCACGGAAGGUGGAGUCCCUGUCCCAGGAAGCAGAGAGGUGUAAAGAAGAUGCCCGACAAGCAUGUCGCACUGGAAAGAAGCAGCUGGCACUAAGGCAUCUCAAAUCAAAGCAGAGGACAGAAAAGCGCAUUGAGGCCCUCCAUGCCAAGCUGGACACAGUACAAGGCAUUCUGGAUCGGAUCUAUGCUUCCCAAACAGAUCAGAUGGUUUUUAAUGCCUAUCAGGCUGGUGUAGGAGCCCUCAAACUUUCCAUGAAGGACAUCACAGUGGAGAAAGCAGAGAGUCUGGUGGACCAGAUCCAAGAGCUCUGUGAUACCCAGGAUGAAGUUUCUCAGACUCUGGCUGGGGUGGGGAUAAAUGGCUUAGAUAGUGACAGUGAGGAACUGGAGAAGGAACUGGAUAUCCUCCUCCAGGACACCACCAAAGAACCUCUGGAUUUGCCUGAUACUCCCCAAAAGCCAUUCUUCUCCACCAAUGUGCCUAAUCCCAGCAUUUCAGAUGCUGAGCUUGAAGCUGAGCUGGAGAAACUGUCCCUCUCAGAAGAAGGUUUGCUUCCAAACCAUGAAUCUUCCAAAAGACAGCUGGAACCCACUCUCUAAUGUUAUCCCAGGACUUCUACAUAAGGAGAUAUCAGGCGUGCGUGUUUGUACAUAGUUAUUUAAUUGAAAAACUCUUUAAGAAUUUGAUGGGAUGGGGAAGAAAGACUACUCUAUUUAGCUGGAUACUCCCAGUUACUACAGGACAGAAGUAAUUUCUGGAAGUUUUGCUCCAAAGGCUUGCUCCCAGCUGGUGUCAUGGACCUGUCUGUCUUCUCAUCUUUAUAGUGCCACAAUCUAUGAUGUCCCGUGUUUGACCUAUUGUUCCAUAUAGCCUGCAGUCCUUAACUUUGGCCCAGUUAUGUUUGUCUUCACCCACCAACUCCCACUAGAAUUUUGUUCCAGCCAACAAAGGUGGGAGAUUGCAGACAGUUUUUCUCCUGUUGGUUAGAGGGACUUGUCAUCUUUACUUGUAGGUGUUUAUAAGUUUACUUAAAUAACUUAUUCCUACCCAUUUCCAUUUUCACUGGUGAGGAGAAUCAGACAAGUUUUAUUCAAGGGGACUUAACUGCUGCUUCUUCAAGGAGAAAACAAACAGUAUAAAAGUUUCUGCUCUUUAUUAUCAUUGCAUCAAGUUUUUUAGGCUCUGAAAUUGAGUAAUUCAAGGUGGUGUCUCCUCUGGCUCUUACUGACUCCCAUUUGAAUUUGGGGUGGCGAGACCUGGGUGAUUGUGGAGCCAUCCUUUGUGGAUUGUGGAUGGCCAGGUCCCAUCUCUUACAAAGCAAGAGGCUGCCCCCCCUUGCUCUGCCUUUGUUGGGGUGGUCAGAAGACCCCGGACAAACUACACAACAAAACCUCCCUCCUAUGAGCCUGUAAAACAAGAGUGAGUUCUUUGCUCAAGUUUCAGAAGAAUUUUCUUUCACAGAUAGACCACUGUUAAGGGUAGGGGAAUCUGAGCCAAUUUGUGCAAUAGAAGCAGAAGGGUUUGAAACCCUUCUGCCAUCUUGGUAUAUGCCUCCCACAUUAUUUAUUUGUCAGAACACACGCUACCUACUGUUGCCUCUUGAGGCUACCACAUUUUUGCUUCUGUCUCUGCCCUUUGGUGAAUCAGAGACAGAGCAGGAGCUGAGUGAAACAGUAGUCUGGAGAGAAGAUGGCGGCUAUGUUGCCACUGUGGCUGCAGAAGCACAAGUAUUUCUGCCUAACUUAUUUGCUCUUGCCCCCAAAAUGAUGUGGAGCAAAGGGAAAGAAGGAACUUAAUCCAGGGCAGGAGCAAGACUCAUGGUCAACAAAUUUCUCUCCCAUUCCACCAUGAUAAACAGAAUAACAGAAUUGUUGGGGGUGAAGAGAAACAAUCACUAUUUUUUCCCCUUUUCUAUCUGGUACAUAAUUAAAAGAAAAAACAAAUCAUG